This is a messenger RNA of Esox lucius (northern pike), 2534 nucleotides long. It is a transcript of the gene tpbgl, whose product is annotated as Wnt-activated inhibitory factor 2. The transcript has a single exon. The record is from RefSeq and is a predicted model, not a curated record. Gene Ontology annotation, biological process: negative regulation of canonical Wnt signaling pathway. The coding region runs from base 330 to 1415 and encodes 361 amino acids. Gene Ontology annotation, molecular function: protein binding. Gene Ontology annotation, cellular component: plasma membrane. Lineage: Eukaryota; Metazoa; Chordata; Actinopteri; Esociformes; Esocidae.
AGAGCGCGUGGAAGGGGGCGCCUAAACCCGCAGCCUAUUUCCUUACCACAAUCUCACGUCGCAGCUCAACAUUCAGCUGUACUCUACUGUACUCUACUGUACUCAAGUCUCUUCGGAGAGAAGGACAAAGAGACUGUGCAGAUUUGGGGAAAGAGAGGGAGCGCGAGAAUGAAAAACAAUGAAGAUAAUUAGCUGUGUUUUUAACCAAACUGACCAACUGCACUACUACUUGACCUGUGGCCAGUGACCGGUGUCCGGUCUCCCUCCAUUCCACGCGGGUCUCACUAUUCGCAUUUCGUUCUUCGGACGUAUAUUGACCCACUGUAAAUAUGCGGCGCAAAACGACAUGGAAGUAUUAUUGUUGUGACGUUUUGGGAGGCGAUCUUCCGUUCCUGAAAGGCCAGUAUUUUUGUUUAUCAGCGUUGUCUGUGUGUUUAUUUUUGUUUACUUUUGUCAACGCGGAGGACUGCCCGUUUUCUUGUGUCUGUGCCAGAGACAACGGGACGAUUACCUGCAGUGACGGCUGGGACACCGAGCUACUGGGAGACAUACCCGCGUGGACGACAACGUUAAUACUCACGAGGAACAACAUUUCAACUUUACACACAGGAGCAUUUUCCUCAAAUAACGGGACGUCUCUUCAGCUAACGACCCUCUCUCUGUCACAUAAUGGAAUCGUGGCAAUCGAGGCUGACGCUUUCAUUACACUUUCCCGGUUGCGUUUGUUGGAUUUGAGCCACAACCGGUUAACUUACAUAUCAGACCGAGCGUUUCACGGUUUGUACGAGCUCAGUUCUCUUUAUCUGAAUGACUCGCUCCUCUCGCCAGCAGUGGAGCAACUCCCGAAUGCUCUGCAUGGCACCGACACCUUACGCAACCUCCACCGGCUGGAACUAUCGGGUAACCGGCUGAAAGCCAUACCCAUUUCAAGGCUGGACAGGUUUAAACUCCACACGUUAGUUCUCACCAACAACUCAAUCGAGAACAUUGGUAAAGAGAACGUAUCCAGCUUGUACCAGCACACGAGUGUGCGUGUCUAUUUAUCAUUAAACCCGUUCAGGUGUAACUGUGAGCUGGAGUCAUUCUAUUUCUGGCUAAAGAACUCAACUCAGUGUUCGGACGCAGCGCGCCUCAUGUGCGCCGAACCCGAGGCCAAGAAGGGAAUUCCUGUGGAGCGGUUACGCGCCGAGGACGUCAAUUGUCUCAAUGAGAACUUAGAGGCGGUUUCUUACGUGUUCCUCGGGGUGGUCCUCGCUCUGAUUGGGAUUGUGUUCCUCAUGGUGCUCUAUCUGAACCGAAGGGGCAUUAAACGGUGGCUCAACAACAUCCGCGAAGCGUGCCGGGACCAGAUGGAGGUGUACCACUAUCGUUAUGAACAGGACUCCGAUCCUAGGCUGGCUAACGUCGCAGUUUGAAGUUAAUAGUCACUCAUCAAUCUAUGCCAUUAUCAAAUGAAGAAAAAAAAUAACUAACCUACGUUAUAAACUGUCGAUGACCUUUCAAGUUUUUAUCUGAUAUAGCCUACACUAUAUUGUUAAAACGUAGGCAAUUGAAUUGAAAAGCAACGGACGGAACGGACCUUAGAAAUAGAAAUUAGCAUUUCUGUAAAUAUACCAUUUACAACCUAAAAUAUCAGAUAUGCUUAUCUUCUAUCAUACAGUCACAUGAAACUAACAUUUGAAUGUAUGUUAGAUCGCUUGUGUAACUUAGCUGAAUCAUGCAGAAGCUUCAACUGGAGAAAUAGUCUGAGUUUCGUUUACAAAUUAUUCUAACCUACUGUAUCAGUAGAUGGAGAAAGGUAAAUGUCUAAACUGGGAUAACAGUAGAAAGUUCUCCGUUAUUUAAAUCAAAUGGAAUGGUGGAAAUAUGUUUUAGUUCUGUACCGGGCACUCGACAAUAAUGUCACAUUAACAGGAGAUAAUUGUGACACGCAUGAUGCAUACAAAACCUCAGAGAGUUUGUUUCUCUUGUACGUAUAUUUGUGUGUAUAUAUGUAUGUGCCUCAAGAAAUAAUGAAGGAAAGUGAGAAAGAAAGAAUAAAAGAUGUGGACAAACUAGAUGGGCUUCACUGGCUUGCGUCCAUGUGGCAACCCUACACACACAGAGUGUUUCCUAAAGCCAAACUGAAGUGUUUACUUAUGCCAAACUAGUGGCAACUGAGCCCACCAAUUCGAAGUACACGAAACUGGAGUACUGACACACAAUUAAGUGUUUUGAAACAUUACAUGGUGGGUUGUAACUGCACUUUCUCAAGUGUUGUGCAACACCUUGCCUGGGACUGGGAGCACAACUUGAAAAUGUUGAAGAUACUAUUUAUGAAUAGUAUAUCAGACUAAAGCCUCUAAAAGCUGUUAUGGUGUUUCACAACCUAGCUAGUAGCCUAUAGAAUUAAAGGUACAUUGCUUAGAAUUUUUAUUUUAAAACGUAUAAUGUUAAAUUUUGCAGUUCUACAUUAGUUGCAAUCUGUUACCCCAUCCCUGUUUAAGGUAUACAACAAAGUUAUUUAUAGAAAUAAAACCAAUACUCAUUUGACU